Messenger RNA from Entelurus aequoreus (snake pipefish), 3706 nucleotides. Its product is annotated as spermatid perinuclear RNA-binding protein-like. The record is from RefSeq and is a predicted model, not a curated record. The transcript has 18 exons. Bases 395 to 2377 code for a protein of 660 amino acids. Lineage: Eukaryota; Metazoa; Chordata; Actinopteri; Syngnathiformes; Syngnathidae. Gene Ontology annotation, molecular function: double-stranded RNA binding; single-stranded RNA binding. Gene Ontology annotation, cellular component: precatalytic spliceosome.
ACUCUUCCUCACCAUAGACGAUCUUUGUCGGAACCGUUUAUAGCAGUUCCGCGCACGCGCAGACGCCGCGCGGUGACGGCAGCCCGGCUUCGUCCUCCUCUCCGUGCCGUCCCGGUGCGGAGCGGCGCCAGAGCCGGGCCCAGCUCGCCCUGACGCCGCAGGUAGGUCGACCUUCCCCCGUCUCCGGUGGCCGUUAACGGGAGGACUUGGCUGCUUGUGACCGCUCGGUCCCGCGAGGUUCGGCUCGAUGGCUGCGCUAACGAGACGCCUGGAGACCGCUUGAGGAGACCCUGGUCCUGGCCUAGACCCGUCCCACCACGUAGCCCCGCCCACUGCCUGAACAUGUUUGCACCUACUCCCUACACUCAGAGGGCAUUCCGAUCCUUGGCCAACGAUGACCGCCAUGUCAUGGCAAAGCACGCCAGCAUCUAUCCGGCCCCCAAGGAGCUGGAGGCGGUCCAGACGCUGGUGUCCACAGUGGAGGGGGCCCUCAAGAAGGUCUCUGAUUGGCUCGAUGGCCCCGGCAGUUCCUCCGACGUGGGCGAUGCCAAGGUGGACGAGGACGCCACCGACGGCACCAAUCCGCCCCCGUCCUCCGUGUGUCCCCAGGCUGGACGCCACGUCCACACUGUGUGGAGUGAACAGGGUGGGUCUGCUGUCCAAAGGCCUGCUGAUCAAAGACGACAUGGACCUGGAACUGGUUCUGCUGUGCAGACAGAAACCCACCCAGCUGCUGCUCUGCACCAUCAGCGCCAAUCUGCCCCUUCAGAUCCAGACGUUGACGGAGGACAAGUACGAGGUGCGCUCCUGCGUUCCCGAGGCCGCCAUCUUGGUGUGCAACACUCAGGACCCCCGCCUCAGCCUGAAGAUCACUCUGUCCUGCUCGGACACGAGGGCGGAGCCGAGCGGCACACAGCCAGCAGGGGCUGACAGCGAGACGCCGCGGAGCGAAGACGGCGACGACGGCGUCCUGGAAGGCCAGAAGUGCCGGGCGGCGCUAGCCUCGCUCCGACACGCCAAGUGGUUCCAGGCCCGAGUGUGUCCUCUCAAGUGGUGUGUGCUGGUGCUCAGGCUGCUCAGGGACGUGUGCAACCGACUGGCGGCGUGGAGGCCGCUCAAAGGAUGGCCUCUGGAGCUCAUCUGUGAGAAGGCCGUGGCCACCUGCAGUGACCCCACGGGGCCAGCAGAGGCGCUGCGAUGCGUCAUGGAGUGCAUCGCCUCGGGGAUUCUCCUCCCAGGAGGUCCAGGAGUCCAGGACCCCUGUGAGAAGGAGCCCACUGACACUGUAGGUCACCUCAGCAGCCAGCAGGCCGACGCCGUCACGCACAGUGCACAGCACGCUUUAAGACUCCUGGCCUUCGGACAGCUUCACAAGGUCUUGAACAUGGACCCCCUCCCCAGGGGCCGGCCUUCGUCAGGACUCCUGGAAGGCAGCCGUCGGAAGCGAGUCCGCGGCGCCGAAGACGACAACCCCGAAGACGGAGACCUGAUGAAGAGGAUGAGAGUGCUGGACUGGAGGAUGGCGGACCCCAACCACCCCAUGAACGCCCUCAUGCGCCUGAACCAGGUCCAGCCGGGCCUCCAGUACCGCCUGCUGUCCCAGUCCGGCCCGGUCCACGCGCCCGUCUUCACCAUGGCCGUGCAGGUCCAGGGACACGUCUACCGGGCCAGCGGGACCUCCAAGAGGAGCGCCAAGCUGCAGGUGGCCCUCAAGGCGCUGCAGGCUCUGGGCUACGUGCCAAGCGGCGAGGCCGACUCGCUCAGUGCCGACGAGAAGUCUGACGGCGAAGGAAAGAACGACAGGAUGUCCAUCACGUCCUCCACCGACUCACAGGAAUCCAGAGCUCCGGGUCCCAUGCUGACGGCGAGAGGGAAAAAUCCAGUGAUGGAGCUGAACGAAAAACGCCGCGGCCUCAAGUACAAGCUGGUCUCCGAGAGCGGCGGCAGCUACGACAAGCGCUUCAUCAUCGAGGUGGAGGUGGACCAGCAGGUGUUCCGCGGCACGGGUCCCAACAAGAAGGCGGCCAAAGCCGGCGCCGCCAUGGCCGCCAUCAGCAGCCUGUUUGCCGGGUCCAAGUGUGCGGGCGCCAAGAAGAAGAGAGUCAUCCCGCCGCCAAAGCGACCUAUGACCUCGGUGCUGACGCUCCCGCCGCUCGCCGCUGGGCCCUUGCAGGUGUCCCUCAUUCCCAGAGCGUCCUUCGCCAGCACGCCGCCCCCCCACGCAUACAUCCCUUCAGGCUUUGGUGCUCCGUUUGGCUUCAGCCCCGCCGGACCCCUCCCAGGAUACGGCCGUCUGUACCUGGAUGGCGCCUUCUACCAGCCGCAGACUUUGGCCCCGCCCAUCAUCAUCCACCUGGGCCCUCAGGACCUUUUCUGACAGACUCUGUCGCCACGGAGACGAAGGGGUUGAAAAACCAAAAGCAAUAAGGAGGACGACGCCCCCUUUUUGUCACAUGACCGUGUGGUAACUUUUUUGACUCAAAGCAAUACUUCCAACAUGUGAAUAAAUAUUGUUACUGUUAGCGUGUUUAGAAAACUGUCACGUGGACUCGUGUAGUGCCGGGGGGCCAAAACUUCUUCCACUGAGGGCCACAAACUCACCAAUCAAAAGAUGCAAGGCCAAUUUGCUAGUUUUCACCUCCAAACUCAGUACAAAAUAUAUAUUUGUUUCUUACAAAGGGUUAGAAAAAUGCAAUUUUUGGUCAAAAGUUUGUGAAUGCUGAAGAGCUAAAGCGGAACCGAAAUGCUAACAGUUAGCAAUCUGGCCAGAUAGCGUCAAGUAGCAAAAAAUAUGAGCUGAAUUACCUAAAAAAUACUAGCAUGCUAACAGUACUAUGCUAAUAAUAGCAUGUUUACAGUUAGCAUUAGUGAAACACCAAAAUAUCGGAUAUUGUGGUGUAUACUUGUUAAAUUAGCUUAAAAAGCUAGCAUGCUAACAGUUAGCAUGAGUGAAACACCAAAAUGUAGGACAUUGAGGUGUGUACCUGUUGAAUUAACUUGAAAAGCUAGCAUUCUAAUAUUGGCAUGCUUACAGUUAUAAUUGGCGAAACACCAAAAUAUAUGACGUUGAGGUGUGUACCUGUUAAAUUAAUUUUAAAAAAGGUAGCAUGCUAAUGUUAACAUGCUUACAGUUAGCAUUAUUGAAACACCAACAUUUUGACAUUGAGGUGCGUACCUGUUUAAUUAGCUUGAAAAGAAGCUAGCAUACUAAUAUUAGCAUGCUGACAGUUCUAAUUGGCAAAACACCAAAAUAUAUGACAUUGAGGUGUGUACCUGUUAAAAUAGCUUUAAAAAGGUAGCAUGCUAAUGUUAACAUGCUUACAGUUAGCUUUAGUGAAACAACAAAAUUUUGACAUUGAGAUGUGUACCUGUUUAAUUAGCUUGAAAAAAGCUAGCAUGCUAAUAUUAGCAUACUUACAGUUCUAAUUGGCAAAACACCAAAAUAUAUGACAUUGAGGUGUGUAACUGUUAAAAUAGCUUAAAAAAGGUAGCAUGCUAAUGUUAACAUGCUUACAGUUAGCAUUAGUGAAACACUAAAAUUUUGACAUUGAGGUGCGUACCUGUUUAAUUAGCUUGAAAAGAAGCUAGCAUGCUUACAGUUAUAAUUAGCGAAACACCAAAAUAUAUGACAUUGUGUAUAUCUGUUAAGUUAGCUUAAAAAAUGUAGCAUGCUAGAAAUAACAUGCUUACAGUUGGCAUUAGUGAA